UUUUUGACUUAGAUUUUAUUUUGACUUAGUGUCUCAUAAUUUAUUUGAAUUCAUGAGUCAUAAGUUGGAUUUAGUGUCUCACAAUUUUGAGAUAUAUAUAUAUAUAUAUAUAUAUAUAUAUUUAUUAUAUAGCAUAUUUUUUUGUUUGUUUUAAUUUAGCAAGUCAUAGUCUAAAUUUGAUAGUAUUUCAGAUUUUAUUUUAUAAUUUUUUUAGUCAGGAAGUCAAUAUUAUGGAAUAAUAUUUUUUUUAUUAUUUUUUUAAUAUUUUUUUUUUAUUUAGUAUUUAAUAAAUGUGAUUUGGUAGCCUAUCAGUAGUUUGAAGUAGCUAAAAACUUUUGAAUUAGUGAUAACUUUGACUUCAUGUCUCAUAAUUUACCUUACCCAGCAGGUCAUGAAUUAGAUUUAGCAGUCCAUAUAUUAUUUUUAUUUGACUUAGAAUAAAUUUUGACUUAGUGUCUCAUAAUUCACUUCACUCAGUGAGUCAUGAGUUUGCUUUAGCUAUUUAUAUUUUAUUUAUUUAUUUAUUAAGACUUUUGACAUAAUUUUGCAUUCAUUGUAUUGUUUUUGGUUUUUUUUUUGACUUGGUGAACCAUUUUAACCGGCAUGACCAUUGAAAUAAAAAAAAUAUUUCUAUGAUUAGAACUCUGUUUUAGUGCGUCAUCAUUAGUAUUGUAAAGUGAAUAUUGAUUUAACACUAGCAUUUUAUUUUUUUAUUUUAUUAUUAUUAUUAUUUAUUUAUUUAUUUAUUUAUUUAUUUUUUUAAAUAAUUUCAGUUUCGUAUGUUUGACUGGGUAGGUCAUAGUUUGUCCCAAAAUUAAUAUUUUCAUUUUCAUCCUGCGUCACAACCUGUCAUCCUUCACUGCUCCAUAUCAUUCCUGAACAGCAGUUAGUCGACUUUAUUUAAGACGUUAGACCGGAAGUUUCUUCCCUCACUGUGAGUGACGUUAACUUGACGGCGCCGUCGGAGCGGGACUGUGGAUAACACAGCUGACAGUUGGGAGAACUGGGUUAGGUUAGUUAUCUGAUCACUUUCGCUUUGGAGUUUGGAGUUCAGUUAUCGAUCGGCCUAUAUCCACAGCUCGACUCUCCGGGAGGGCCGAUUCUUUAUGAAUCCAUCAAAAACACUGAGCCGUGACCAUGCUGAAAAUACCCACAGCGACACUUUGCCUUUGUUUGUUGACUGUGUUGGACACAACUGUGUUCUUGGGAACUUGCUCGCAGGCCAACGACAAAGAUGAAGAUGCUUUCACCAUCCAGCACUCGAGCACAGGGCAGUGCCUGGGCACAGGGGCUUCAACAGACUUGACUCUUGCCUCCUGUGACCCAAAAAGCAACUCCCAGCUGUGGAAGUGGGGUUCAGGUCACCGUCUCUUCCACGUGCACACGACCCUCUGCUUGGCGUUGGACGUCCGCACCAAGGCAUUAUCCCUGGUCGACUGUGGCGCCAACAUCCUGCUGUGGUGGCGUUGCCUGGAUGGAGCUGUGUACACUGUUUAUGAAAUGGGCUUGACGGUCAGCGAUGGCAAAGUCACCACCAAACGGGACACUAAUGAUACUUGGGUGAGAGGAGGAUCCCAGGACAGCAUCUGCCAGAAGCUGUACCGCAUUGUCCACACCACCGGUGGGAACUCUGCUGGCUCUCCCUGUGUGUUUCCCUUCAAAUACAAUGGCAGCUGGCAUCACGGGUGUCUCCCAGAUGCAGAUUUCCCUGGACUGUCCUGGUGUGCUACAUCAGCGGACUAUUACCAAGACCAAAAGAGGGGACACUGUCUAACACCUGAGGAGGGUUGCCAGACUCUGUUUGCCGGGCCGGAAGAGGAAUCCUGCUAUGAGUUUGUAUCCAGUGCCGCGGUGACCUGGCAUGAAGCUCUGGAUUCAUGUCGUAGUCAGGGAGCUGAUCUGCUGAGUGUGUUGAGGCCUGAAGAUCUCCACUCCAAAACCUUACUGGAGGGCCUUGAGGAUAUGCCUGAGAGGAUGUGGAUUGGCCUUCACCAGUUAGACACCUCUCACGGCUGGCAGUGGUCAGACGGUUCCCCUCUCUCUGUCCUGCGCUGGGAAACAGGAAUGCCAUCCACCUCGCUGAUUUUUGAGUCAGACUGUGGAGUACUUAACUCCAAACAGAACUACGAAUCUGAGUCGUGCAACAAACGGCUGCCAUACGUCUGCAAGAAGAGCAUCAACACCUCUCAACCAGCUACAACAGAGCCUUUUGUAUAUAAAGAAACACAGUGUGGAGACGGUUGGGUCCCCUGGAAUGGUUGGUGUUACAAGUUAGUCAAGGACAAAUCUGGAAACUUUACAGAUGCCCAGAUACACUGUAACAGCACAGAGGGAGCAGGGGAAGGCUAUCUGGCCAGCCUCCACUCUGUUGACGCUAAAGAGAUGAUCAGCACCAACUUCCAUGCAGAUGGCCAGUUGUUGGAUGUGUGGAUCGGUCUGAUCGGUACUGGCGUGAACCCCACUGUCUUCAAGUGGAUUGAUGAGGCGCCUGUCACCUUCACCUACUGGGACCAAAACCAACCAGUCCAGCCCAUUUUGGAUACCAGCUGUGUCUUCUACUCUGGAGAGUCUCAUGGUUGGAAGAUUGGGAACUGCACACAGAGGCUACCCUUUAUGUGUCAGAAGAAAGGAAAGGUCAACGAAUCAGCGACACAGCCCGGAUGUCGCUUUGAAGAUGGCUGGAGGAGGCAUGGCAACUCGUGUUAUCAAGUGAACACCAAACAAGUAUCCUUCAAAGAUCGCUGCAACAUCACUAUUAGAAACAGGUUUGAGCAGGCCUUUAUCAGCCGUCUACUUGGAGAGCAGAUCGGCAAGGACACUCAGUACUUUUGGAUCGGGCUGCAGGACAUUAAGAACACAGCGGAGUACCAGUGGAUGAGCGAGGAUGGGUCCGCGGGUGUGGUUACUUACACCAACUGGGGUUGGUUUGAACCAGCCAGGGUUGGAGGCUGUGUAGCGAUUUCCACUGCAAAACCCUUGGGCAAGUGGGAGGUGAAGAACUGUACCAUUUUUAAGGCUGGCACCAUUUGUAGAAAAGACCUCGGCCCACCCCCGCCCCCUGAACCAGAGCCAAACCCCAACGCAACCUGUCCUGAUGGAUGGGUGUCCAGACCAGACAUCAAAAACUGCUACAAGGUGUUUCAUGAGGAAAGGCUGAGCAGGAAGCGCUCCUGGGAGGAAGCUGAGAGGUUCUGUCAGGCUCUGGGAGCUCACCUGGCCAGCUUCACAAGCAACAGAGAGAUGAGGGCCCUGCACAGCAUCGUAAGAGACAGCAUCAGUGACAAUCGGUACUUCUGGGUCGGCCUGAACAGGAGAAACCCAGCCGAUCGCUCCUGGCAGUGGAGUGACAGUCAGCCUGUAUCUAUGGAAGUUUUACACUUAGAUUUCCAUGAGGACGAUGCCUACAGUCGGGACUGCACUGCAUUCAAGACGACCAGAAGCACCUUGAAACACCUGUUUGUGUUUCUGCUGCACGACUUACCUCCCACGCCUUUCUAUGCCACACCGUUUCACUGUGACGCCAGGCUAGAGUGGGUCUGCCAAAUACCCCGCGGAAAGGAACCCAAGAACCCAGAGUGGUACAAUCCUGGUGGACACCAUGAGACGUCUAUCUUCAUUGAUGGAGCAGAGUUUUGGUUUGUCACGGAGCCAAAGCUGACUUUUGAGGAGGCAAAGCUCUUUUGCAGUAUGAAUGACAGCAGACUGGCUGCACCACUCACCAUAACUGCUGCCGGACAGAUCCACCAGCAACUCAAAGAUAUAUCGAGUUCUCCCAAGCAAAACUGGUGGGUGGAUUUGAGCGAGCCUGGCCGGGUAUUUCCCCUGACGUACACCCAGAUGUUCUUCUAUCAUUCGGUUUUCCUGGGCAGAUGCACCUCCGUCAGUCCUGAAAACUUCUUUCCAGAGUAUGAGCGCAGUUGCCAGCAGCGAUUGCCCUUUGUGUGUGAGAAACACAACGUCACGUCGGUGGAGAGGAACCCUCUGGAGCCUCAACCUGAAGGACUGCCCUGUGGAAAUGGAUCUCUGUCCUUCAGAAAUAAGUGCUACACACUGAUGACAAGCUUGAAGCCUGUGUCCUUCAAGUAUGCUGGUGACGAAUGCCAGUCGGUGAGGGGAACCCUGGUCACUAUAUCCGAUCAGGUGGAGCAAGACUUCGUCACCACCCUUUUGCCGGGCAUGAGAAACAUGGAGAGGAUAUGGAUUGGUCUGAAAAUCAAACGUGACGACCCUCAGUGGGCGGACCAGACCCCGGUUAACUACCUCAAUUUCAACCCCCUGCUUCUGGGCAUGCACAGGGCCAUAAAAGUCAACACAUGGGAUCUGGAGAGCAUGGAAUUGUGUGUAUUUUUGCUCAAUAACCCCAACUCUGACAUGCUGGGUACCUGGGACUAUUCUUCCUGUACGCAAUUUCAAAAUGUGGCCAUUUGCCAGCACUACGCAGAUAAACUGGAGGAGCCACACAUCCCAACAGAGCCCUUCAACGUCAAUAACCACACCAUCCUGCUGCUUAAGAAAAAUCUCACCUGGUUUGAGGCCUUAGAGCAGUGUGGAAGUAACAACAUGGACCUGGCAAGUGUCGCGGAUACCUUCCUGCAGUCCACCCUCACUGUGCACGUGAGCCGUGCACGCACGCCCAUGUGGAUCGGCCUCUUUAGCGAAGACGAUGGGAUCCACUACCGCUGGACUGACCACAGUCACACUGUGUUCAGUCGCUGGUCCUCUGAUGUCACCAGUGGCCGCUGUGUCUACCUGGACACCGAUGGUUUCUGGAAAGCCACCGAGUGUGAGGAGGAGCUAGGGGGCGCUAUCUGCCACAAGCCACACAACGAGAUCAUCACCACACCAGAGGAUGUUGCAGUGAAGUGCCCCCACAAGAUAAAUGGUCCAAACUGGAUCCCCUUCAAGAACAACUGCUACUCCUUCCAGCUGGUCGCCACCAGAUGGGAACAGUUUGACCAAGGGCAGAUUCAAGAUACCUGCAGAAAAUUUCAUGCAGGUGCAGACAUCCUAACCAUCCGAAAUAAAGAGGAGAACGAGUUUAUAAAGCAGCAGCUCAUACCGUUUCAGACCUUGGCCCAGUUUGUCUGGCUGGGGCUGUACAAAGAUAACAACGAUAACCAGAUGAAGUGGUAUGAUGGCACAAAUGUCCAAUAUUCCAACUGGGCAAAAGGCAGACCAGAAGUAGACAGACCAUUCUUGGCCGGUCUCACCGUUGACGGCAACUGGAUUCUCAUCUCAAGGCCGAGCUUAUUCGCAGAGUUCAAACAAAGGACCAUUGUGACCUGCAAACUGGACAACGAAUUGAAACAUGAGUACAACAAGUCAUCCUUGGAUUUUCAACAGUACGGCAACUUAACUUACGAGGUUGUUACCCAAAAGCUAAAUUGGCAGCAGGCUUUGAAAGAGUGCGGUCAGCGUGGCGGCCACCUGGCAAGCAUCCACGAUAUCGAGCACGACGCACACGUGAAGCUCAUCGCCAAGACGGAUGGCUUCUCGCUGUGGAUUGGCCUGUCGAACCAAGAUGUCGGUGGCUCAGCCUUUGAGUGGUCUGAUGGAACAAAGUUUGACUACUAAGCCACCAUCUCAGACUCACAGGAGGGCUCCAGCUCAGACAAACAAGAGGCCAGCUGUGUGACUAUAACCCCUGAUGGAGCCUGGGCGAGGACCAGCUGUAAUACGCUGGUAAACGGAGCCCUCUGCUACACCACCAGCAUCACAACCGCCUCCCAGAGAGCCAGACCGCAGGUUGCCCCAGUGGCCAAUCGCUGCCCUCAGAGCGGCAGUGGGUCCAUGUGGGUGCAGCACAAGGAUCACUGUUACGCCUUUGACAUGAGCUUCUACAACUACAGCGUGUACAGCAUGGAGCAGGCCAGGAGCAUCUGUCAGAGCAUGGAUUCUCAAGUACUGACCUUAAAAACCAAAGAGGAGAACGACUUUGUGUCAAAGUACAUGUUUGAUGACCCUCUCAUCACCAGUCGAGUGUGGCUCGACGUGGAGCUUGAUAAGCAAG
Messenger RNA from Epinephelus lanceolatus (giant grouper), 6010 nucleotides. It is a transcript of the gene ly75, whose product is annotated as lymphocyte antigen 75. The record is from RefSeq and is a predicted model, not a curated record. NCBI's taxonomy places the organism in Eukaryota, Metazoa, Chordata, Actinopteri, Perciformes, Serranidae.